CCCCUAACCGCAACAUUGAAUCUCACUCUCGUCCUUCUCCUUUUCCGCUGUCGUUUCACCUCUCCGCCCCGUACUCCCUCGCCGUCGCCGGUGACUGGAAUUUUGGGUAUUUGGGGCUGAAUCUUGGGUUACUGUUGUCGCCGGGAAAAUCCGGGAGUCUGCUCUUAUGACGGUGAUACGAGAAUUAGAGGCAUAUCGGUGACCCACCAAGGAAUUUUGAUCGCCUGAUCGGCAAACUCUUGAGUGAUGGAUGAUCAGAGACGGGCGCUCUGCCUGGAGAACCAAGGAUUAGCGGAUUUCAUGUUGCGGACGAAGCGAGAGCUGGCCGAGAAGCCCAAGGGUUUGUCGGAAAAUCAGGAAACGAUCAUUUACAGGGCGCAUAGGAAUGUUUGCAAUGCAAAGGAUCCGAUCAGGACUCUCAAGGACUUGUCGCAGAUCAAAGGUGUUGGCAAGUGGAUGCUAAAGCUCCUGCAAGGAUAUUUUGAUACUGGAGCUGGAAGUUCUGAACAAGAAGUUCUGACUGAGAAUUGUGUUGUUGGAAAUGCUAAGGCAAGGAAACGAUAUAUUCCACAGAGGAAUUCAGUGGCCUAUGCGAUGUUAAUUGCAUUGCACAGAGGGACGGUGAAAGGACAGGAGUUCAUGCGUAAACAAGAGCUUAUUGAUGCGGCCGAAGCAAGUGGGCUUUCACGGGUUCCCAUCGCGCCAGAGAAAGGAAAAGGGAACAGAGGGCAGUUUGGAAGCUCGCCAAGGGACUGGUACACUGGAUGGAAUUGCAUGAAGACUUUGAUAGGGAAGGGGUUGGUGGUGAAAUCUAGUUGCCCAGCAAAGUACAUGCUGACAGAGGAAGGUCGGGAGGUAGCAAAAGAAUGCAUCGCACGAUCUGGUUUAUCAGAUUCCCUUGAGAUCUCAGAUUGCGAGGAAACAGAUCAUGUGCAGCAAUCAAGCAGAACAUCUGAUCAAAAUUUUGUCUCCUCUAGUACCCCAACAGAAGAACUGCCAUUUGCUGACCUAAGAUCAAGGGAGCCAAUAAAUAUCCCAAUUGAAACUCUUGAGAAGUUUACCCGGAUUGGUUAUUCCAAGGAACAAGUCAUUGCUGCGUUCAGAGACGUUUCAUACACUUCCCCAGAUGAAGAUGCAUCAUCGCUCUGGCUAUCUGUAAUGUGUCAUCUUCGUGAAACGGAAGUUUAUAAUUCACAUUCAGAACCUAAAAAUAAAAGAAAAGAUUCGGGAAUUUCCUCUGGGGCGCAAACCUGUCCAGUUGUUGUUAGUGAGCGUGCAGUUGAUAUUGAUGGAACUCAAAAUAUGCGUCUGCAUUCUUGCGAUGCUCAAUACACACUUAGACCUUGCUCAUCUGGUCCAGUUCAUGCCUUGAGAUCCUGCUCAUCCAUUCCAGCUUCAGGUGGAACCAAAAGAACUGCAAAUAUUUUAAGCGUGCCUCCUCUGGAUUUUGGGGAGGUUUUUGAGGAUGCAUAUGAAGUGGCCCUAAUACUGGAUGACCGAGAACAAUUUGCCACUAUGGGAUCUCGCUCCAGGAGAAUUAUUGACAACAUAUGCUCCGAAUUUAAGAUCAAAAUUCAGGUUAGACGCCUACCAGUUGGAGAUGGUAUUUGGAUAGCUCGGCAUAAGUACCUUGGCACUGAAUUUGUUUUGGACUUCAUUGUUGAGAGGAAGAAAGUUGAUGAUUUACGUUCAUCAAUAAGAGACAAUCGUUACAGGGAUCAAAAACUCCGACUUCAGAGGUCGGGGCUCAAGAAGCUGAUCUACAUUGUUGAAGGGGAUCCAAACACUUCCGAUGCUGCAGAAAGUAUUAAGACAGCUUGUUUCACGACAGAGAUUCUGGAGGGAUUUGAUGUGCUGAGGACUACUGGUCUUGGUGACACUUUAAGGAAAUAUGGUUUUCUUACUCAUGCAAUAUACCAGUUUUACAAGUCAUGGAUAAUUGACGACCAGAACAAUGACACAGUCCCAUGUCCUCCUUUUGAUAAAUUUAUCGAACGCUGUCAGGAUCUCGAUAAAAUGACAAUCAGUGAUGUAUUUGCCAUUCAGCUUAUGCAGGUUCCACAUGUAACUGAGGACAUUGCAGUAGCUGUUCUUGAUAUGUACCCGACACUUCUAUCUCUUGCUUCUGCCUAUUCUCGCCUUGAAGGGGAUGUCUCGGCGCAAGAAGAAUUGCUGAGGAAGCAGAGCAACAACGUGGUCAGUGCAACGGCUAGUAAGAACAUUUUCCGGUUAGUUUGGAAUGACUGAUUAGUAUUUCGGGCAUUGCCUUCUAUGGCUUUGUGUAGAUUUCCAGUGCUGCUUAGUAUUUCGGGUAUAGUUUAGACAUUGCGGUAAGAAAGGAAAAAAACACUUGUGCUUAUUACUCAAAUCUUGGCUUAGAAGUGUACAACAGUCACAUUGUAUUCAA
Tarenaya hassleriana is the source of this 2407-nucleotide messenger RNA. RefSeq names its product crossover junction endonuclease MUS81. NCBI's taxonomy places the organism in Eukaryota, Viridiplantae, Streptophyta, Magnoliopsida, Brassicales, Cleomaceae. Gene Ontology annotation, molecular function: crossover junction DNA endonuclease activity; 3'-flap endonuclease activity; DNA binding. Gene Ontology annotation, cellular component: Holliday junction resolvase complex; nucleus. The transcript is spliced from 17 exons. Gene Ontology annotation, biological process: mitotic intra-S DNA damage checkpoint signaling; DNA catabolic process; double-strand break repair via break-induced replication. The coding region runs from base 247 to 2247 and encodes 666 amino acids. The record is from RefSeq and is a predicted model, not a curated record.